Yarrowia lipolytica CLIB122 is the source of this 237-nucleotide messenger RNA. RefSeq lists its product as uncharacterized. Lineage: Eukaryota; Fungi; Ascomycota; Dipodascomycetes; Dipodascales. The record is from RefSeq and is a predicted model, not a curated record.
AUGGGCUCCAAGGGCUUCUCUGUCAACAACCAGGGAUACCUCAACUUCAAUAACCAGCAGUUCCCUGCUUGCAAUGCUGGCAACAACGUGUGGGAGAUUCUAUUGCCGCCGAGAGCGCUGCUUCCGGAUGCAACAACAGUCAGACCAUCAAUCCGAGUUGAGCAGGCUCCGCGACAGCAGCUGGGCCAGGACAAGCAUCAGCAGCUGGCUCGACCUGAGCAGAAAGGUCAGAGUUAG